AUGGUGGAGGAUAGAUACCGGGAGGCCAAGGAGAAGGCCAAGGAGCAGGUCAGGAAGGCUGCAGCUGUCAGCCUCACGUCGGAUAUGUGGACAUCCAUUAACAUGGAUGCGUAUCUGGCGGUGACCUGUCACUACAUUAGUGAUGAGGACCAGCUCUGCACUUCCUUACUGGGAGUGCAACAUUUCCCGAAGGCCCAUACAGCUGAGAACCUGGCUGCAGGGCAUGCACAGCUGAUGGAGGAGUGGGGCAUAACGGAUAAAGUGAAAUGCCUGGUCACCGACGGAGCAGCUAACAUGAAUGCGUGUGUCAGACAGCUAAACAUCAGACACACCGUGUGCAUUGCACACACAAUUAAUUUACUUGUGCGCAAGUCAUUUGAUGAUGUGCCUGGGCGAAAUGACUUGCGCCAUAAAUGCAGAAGGUUGGUGACCCUCUUUCGAUCCAGUACAUCAGCUAAAGAAAGGCUUGUUCAGGUGCAGGAAGAAAUGGGGAGGCAGCCUUACAGAAUGAUAAUUGAAGUUGAGACAAGGUGGAACAGCACUUUCCAUAUGUUGGAAAGGUUGUAUGAGCUCAGAGAGCCAGUGGGAGCAGCCUUAGCCUCCCUAAAAACUGACGUUGCACCUCCAACAGCUUCAGAAUACGAAGCAAUAAAGGAUGUGCUGAAUGUUCUCGAGCCAUUCCAUCAGGCAACAGUUGAAGUCUCUAGCGAGAGGAGGGUGUCUGGAUCAAAAGUGAUCCCUCUCAUAAAAAUGCUGCAUCAUACAGUUUCCUGCAGACUCCCAACCCUGACCACUGCAAGGCAGCUGGGGGACAACCUCAUCCGGCGCCUUAAGGAGCACAUCCACAACUUGGAAUCAGUCAGUGCUCUCACACUGCCAACCUUAUUGGAUCCGAGAUUUAAAAAACUUGGAUUUCUAACUCCUGGCAAAACACAAGAGGCAAUAAAUAGACUGAAAAAUGAGUGUGUCAAUAUGAUCAGGAGAGAGUCUCCCCCCUCCCACCUGCAAGCCGUCCCCGUGGAUCCGCCAGCCAAUCAUGGUGAGCUUUGGCAGCUCCUGGACACAUCAGUCACCACCAGCAGGAGCAGCUCCAGCGCCACUGCCGAUGCAACGAUUGAGCUGGACCGCUACCUGGCAGAGGCAAAUAUUCUGAGGAAUGAGGAUCCACUCGUAUACUGGAAAACCUGCAAGACGCAGUAUCCGCAUCUAUAUCGACUAGCAACAGCAUGGCUGUCAACACCAGCAUCCUCUGUGCCUUGUGAGAGGGUGUUCUCAAAAGCAGGAGAAAUUUUAUGUAAACGAAGAAAUCGACUGAACCCAUCCACACUUGAGAAACUUUUAUUUUUAAAUAAAAAUGAAUGA
This is a messenger RNA of Acanthochromis polyacanthus (spiny chromis), 1362 nucleotides long. Its product is annotated as zinc finger BED domain-containing protein 4-like. The transcript is spliced from 2 exons. The record is from RefSeq and is a predicted model, not a curated record. Bases 1 to 1362 code for a protein of 453 amino acids. NCBI's taxonomy places the organism in Eukaryota, Metazoa, Chordata, Actinopteri, Pomacentridae. Gene Ontology annotation, molecular function: protein dimerization activity.